GUUGCGAUGAUGUCACGGGAAAAAGUGUUCUUCCAUGGUUCGACUGUGUAAAUGUAGUCGUCAAGUUUAUAGUGGUUCACUUUCAGUAUAUGUGCGUGUAUCCGUAAGUAUGUGAGUCUGUAAGUGUUUGUGUCUGUGUGUGUGUCUUCUGUCUCACUUAGUCCCUUCGCAGAUAUUCAACUCUUCGUUUGCUUUUAUUUUAUCUCCGGCUUCAGCUUUAUAUUGCACCAUGCCAGCCAUCAAACUCAAGAGAGUGACAGCAGAAUACCUUGCUGAAAAGACUGCACAACAAUCUAAAGCAGCUGCUGCAGCAAGCACAGCAGCAUCCACUGCAACACCAUCUGCAGCAGAUGAAGAUGCUUCAAACCGAUCUGAAUCCAGUACAGCAGCAGCUACUCCUACUAAAACAGACACAAAGAAUAAAGCCAAGCAGCCUACCACUGAGACAGCCAAAUCAAGUGGAGCUGGGUCAAAGAUUCUUUCUAGAUUAGAUGAUACAGUUUUGACAGAAAAACGUAAAAGAAAUGUUCCUGCUGCUGAGCUCAAGUUGAUGGAAUGGCUUGAUGAUAACUUUGAAGAGCGAGACAGCACAUCUAUUUCAAUGUUAAUACUCUAUGAUUACUAUGCCGAAACCUGUCAGUUAGAUGCAUCCAAAGUUGUGGAUAUUCCUAACUUUAAAAAGAUUGUGCGCCAGAAAUUUGGAAAAGGUAUUGGUAUCAAGGAAACUUCGGCUUAUAAAGGUUUGUUAAAAGAAAAGAAACCAAAGAAAAAACCAACAGUGCAAGCUGAGUCAUUGCGAUUAAAAAUGAAAGACAUUAUUGAUGAAGCUCUGAAAGAGUCAGGAAAUCCUAAAAAAGGCGUUCGUUUUCAUUGGUUGAAACAGUAUAUUGGGGCAAAAUAUCCUGCCCUCCGGGUUGAUUUAAAACCAGGCCUUCUAAAGGUUGCUCUUGAGCGAGGUGUUCGAUUUGGUUCCGUUCAAUUGGUUCGAGGAAUUGGUUAUUGUGGCUUCUAUCGUCUUCCCUUGCCAGAUAGCACCGAAGAAGCCAAAGUUGUCAAAUCUAAGAAAAAAGAAAGUGGAUCCGAAGAUAAAAAAAGUGAUGGUACUGCUGAUGAAACUGCUAAAUCUGAAGAUGCUGGUGAGAACGGUAGUGAUGAGAAAAAAGAUGAUGGCGAUAAAGCCACUGAUGAAACUGAGAAAAAGACCAGGAAGAGAAAGUCCACUAAAGAUGAUUCUAGUAAGACAGCUAAAAAGUCAAGGAAAGCGAAGAAAGGAAAAAAGAAAAAGAAGCCAAAACAUAGUACAGAGCUGAAGAUUGAAGACACAUUUCCGCUAGCCAUUACUUUCAUGUCAGAACCUAAAGAAGCAUCAGUGUCUCGGAUUAAGCGUUAUAUCCAAGACUUUUAUCCAGAUGUCAAUGCUGAAGUGAGGCUAAAGAAAGCUCUAGAAAAAGGUGUUGAGCGAGGAUUAUGGGAACAAGUGACUGGAACAGGAGCUUCUGGAACUUUCAGACUUCUUAUUGAUGAAUUCAAUCCUGGAAAAUGUGAAACUGUGGAAGACAUGGUAUGUCUGGCAAUUGUUGCUACUCAUGAACCAAAACAGGCUUCUGCUCUGUUAAUCAAGCGUUAUGUGCAAGAGUUUCAUCAAGAUUUCAACAUUGAGACCCGACCACAUCUGUUUAAGAAUGCAAUUAGUAGAGCUGUUAAGAAAAACAUCAUCAAGCAAUUAUCUGGUAUUGGUGCCAGUGGUACAUUUCAACUAUUACUACAAUAUGGACCGUCCCCUGCCAUGUUGGCUGGAAAUCAAGAGGCAGAUGAUGUUGGCCAGGGUAGCAGUGACGAUGAUGAACCAGCCGAACAGUAUUAUGUCCGACCAACCAAGUCUCGUGGCCGAGGGCGCGGUGUUAAAAUGAUUAUUGGCAAGAAAGCCAAGCGAUGAAAUCAGAACUCUUCAUCUUUCCUAUUAAAGAGUGCCACUUGUCAGUCGUUUCAGAUGAUAUAAAGAAAUCAGUAUACAUACAUAUUACAUGAUGCCAACCACAUUUUUUACAUACUCAUCCUGCAUCAGGUCACAAUCAUUACAUCUGGCUUUACAUGUUGUCACCAUCUCCACGUUUCUCAGUUGUCUUAGAGCCAUUUUUCAUAUUUCCUACUCAGACACUCAAUCUGUGUGUGUGCGUGCGUGUGUUUAAGAUUACUUUUAAUCCCCACCCCAUUUUGUCAAACAAUCACAUGAAACCAACAAUAAAAUAUAUUCUGUCUUAAAUGUAUAUGUUUUGUAAAAAUAAUUCUAAUUUCUAUUUAAAACAUAAAAUUAUCAUUAUACUCCACACAUACACAUCCCCUUUAUAAUCUCAAAUUUAAAUUGCAUUUAUUUAUGUUUGAUUAACCAUCAUAUUCUGAUGGUUUUCUGUUUAUUUUGAUCAUUGAUUAUGCUUUCUUUUAAAUUUGUAUAAUAAAAUAUAUACUUGGUUUAUGUAAAAAUCUAAUCUCAAGUUAUAGUUUUAUUCCAAAUUUCAAAGUCUUUUUGAUCUAUUGAAAAAAAGACUUUCAUUUUUUUUAUAAAACUAUUUGAAGAAUUUUGUGUGGUUUCAAACACUAAAACUUAUUAUUCAUGUUAUUAGUAUAUCUUCAUAACUUUUUAACUGAUCAUAUUAGCAAAUUUAGUGAGUACUACAAAUCAGCACAUAGUUGUAGAGAGAUCAAUAUUGGUUGAGUAGCAGACAGUGAACGAAACAUUGCAACUUUGUAUAUUUAACUUGUUUGUGCUUUGUUUUAUAUUUUUAGUGGUUUAUAUCUGGUGAGGUGAUCAUGUAACAUAUAUUUUCAUGCGAUAACUUUCACUGCAUUCUCUCUCCUUCAGUGACUACUUUUUUAUCUGUCGCAAUCACUGGUGUGUAUAAUUUAUGGAAAUGUUUUAAAUGGUGUAUAUGAAUCAAGAAUGUUGAAUAUAUUCCUUAAACUAUCAUAGAAAAUAAAUUUUCAGUUAGAAACGAAAAUGUUUCUUUUAAAAAAAAAUAUUUAAAAAAAACAUAAAAUAGUUACUGUUUUGAUUGUUUCAAAAGCUGUAUCAGUUAUAGUGUUUAUAUUUUAGUUGUAUUCUUUUUUCUAAUUUUCCUUGGGACAUCUUUGUAAUUAGUAUAUUUCUCUAAUUAGGCAGAGGUAAGGGAUAGUUUUGUAGAAAGAUCAAAUAACGAUCUCAAUGUUAUAUAUAACUAUUACAAGUUACAAAUGCUAUUCAGUUCUUGUGGGCCUAAAAUAUGCUAGGAAUUGUCAGAACUAUAUAAAAUAAUGUUUUAUCCUCAUGGCAAAGAUAUUUUAUUCUGUUUGGCAUUAAUUAUGAUAAAUUACACUUCCCUCUAAAUUUUACUUCUAGGAAUUAUUUGGCUUUGAAAUGGUUUUUGUUCUGAUUUCUAAACUAAAUUAAAUGAAACACAAACAGGAUAAGAAAGUUAACAUUCAUUCAUAAAUAUGGAAAUUUUACAUCUUUGGAUUUAAAGAACAUAUAUCAGAUAGACGAAAGAAGUUAUAAAAUGUGAUCCAGAAAUAGUCAAACCAUUAUGUGAGUGAAUCCCUCCUACAUUUUUGUGUACUGUACACACUGUUCCAUUAAAUAUGGUCUGAAUGGGAGUGAUAAACAACAAUAAUUAUUAUUACAUUUAUAUAUUUUUCUAAGAGUAACACUAAAAAAAAAUAUGAAUUUUACCUGGAGCAACUGGUUGAUGAAUGAUGCUUGAAUGUCUUCUAUUAGAAAUAUCUAUUCAUUGUAAUAAUAUUUUAUUGCAACAAAAUGUUUUAAUGGUUAUUUAGAGAUAACUUUCACUUGUUAGAUUUGCUUAACUGUAUUUUCAUAAAAUCUCAGUUGUUCCAAUGUAUAAUAAACAUAGUGAGUGUUGUUCAAUGGAUAUAAUCAUUUCAUGGUUUCCAUUUUCAAUUUAUUUCACUUACAUUAAUAUAAAUCCUCAGGAAAUGCAUGAAUGUUACACCUUAUCUUGUUUUCCUUAUAAGAUAUUAAUCUUAAGCCUAUCUAGAAAAUUAAUAAUAAUAAUAAUUAAAAAUAAAAGAAAUAGAAUAAAAUCAAAUAAUUAUGAGAGAUAUUUUUAUCAAUGUGUAACUGAUAUGAAAUUGGGGUUUAUAGCGAGGGUUUAUCACAUAAGUAGUGUAUGAAACCAAGGUUGAAAUUUGUUUUCCAUUUUUGUGAAAUAUUUUUUGCAAGAUAUUUAGCAGAUGCUAUUUAAUAGAUUGAAUUUAUUUUUUUAUAUUGUAAGAUGAAAGUUUGAUAUAUUGAAAAGUAAUAAAGCAUAUUUCUAAAUGUUUUUCAACAUUUUAUUUGGUCUCCAUCUAUUCCAGCUAUCUCCUUAACAGAACCCUACUGCUCCUACACUUUAUAAUUUCCUGAGUUAAAUUAAGUAAGCUAUUUUUAAUUAGCUCAUUAGAACGUUUUUCUGCUGAGUAUUUACUUCUGUGUCCAUAGGAAUCUGAGUUUUUUUUUCUGUGAGAAUAGAAAAAGUUUUCUAAGACUGAAAAUAGGGUUAGCACAAUUCAUAGAAAUUUUCUAACAAAUUGUGACUAGAAUACUUGUGCUGUGAUUCCCCCAGUGUUAGCUAUAUUUUGUUGCCGUAUGAUCUUGAAAUUAUGUUUAUGUAUUAUAUGUGUGUGUCUUUCUCUCUCUACAGUUUUUUCAACUCUCAUGCUAAUAAUGUUAAUAUUUAUUAAUACUAAUUGUCUAAAAUCUUUGGAUGUAUAUACAGUUUAAUUUUAAACUCUCCAUUAUCAACUGACUUAAUUAUAAUAGAUCAGCACAGUCAAACAUAAUUUUGACACAUUAAAAAAUAUGCUCUUAUACAAAAAAAGUCUGGUCAGUUCAGAUGUUAUAUAACUUUUUAACUGUGCAUCAUAAAUUAGUUUGCAUUAGUAAAUAAUCAAUUAGAAAAUGAUUGAUCUGCAAAGUAUACUAUUCACAUAGGAACAGGAUUUCAAUGUCCACUGCUGAAUCUAUGUUAAACAACCAUAAGAGAAACUCAUCUCUUAAUUCUCUUUGGAAAUUUCUGAAUUUGCCUUAAUUUUCUUGAAAUACCACUCUAUUUUGUCUUGGUCAUUUGUUCUCAUUUACUCAUGGCAAAAACACUUGUAGAGGUUAUAUUUUCUUUAUCGAGAGUCCUAUGUUGUAAUAUAUAUAUAUACAUACAUAUAUAUAUAUAUAUAUAUAUAUAUAUAUAUAUACAUACAUAUAUAUAUAUAACAUUCUUGCCUUAAAUUUGCAACUGAAAACAAUUAAAAUCUUUGGAGUGUGUAUAAGGGAAAGGCCAAAUACAUAUAAUAUUAUUUCAUAUCCCUUUUAAAGAUGUAUAUAACAAUACAAACUGAGAAUUUUCUCCUAACCUCUCUUUCUUUCUCCUUUCUUGUUUAAUUUUAUAUUUUGAUGAAUGAAGUUUGUUCAAUCAUUUUAUCAGGGUUGGAAGAGAAAAAAACGGACUUUUUAUUUCUUUAUUUUAUUUUGUUUUUGUAAUUGCCAAAAAUUACAUCUUAUGACUUUGUGUGUUUGGUGGGAGAGAGAGAAAUAGAGAGAUAACAGCUCAGUUUAAUAAUAUAACAACCCUUUGAGAGUGGAGGAACCCCCUCUCCCCACAACAUAAUAUCAAUUUAGUCAGUUUGUGUUUAUCAUAUUUACAUUAUUAUAACUGGUUACUUCACCUGUGUUCAGGUGUCAGAUAUAGCAACAAUUUUCCUUCUAUCUUAGUUAUUUUAUAUGGAAUUUCUUAUUUCUCUAUAACUAUCAGCUCAUAACCAUCUUUUCUUGCAAAUGUAUUAAUAUUUCUAUUGAAGAUAUGAGUGGUGCUUUGUAGCAAGGUUAGCUCCUGGCUAGCUACAACAGUGAACCAGUUUGAAUUCUUGCUUGAAAUCUAUUCACUUCUUUGUUAAUGUCUCCUUGGGAAUGACAUGAACUUCUUUCUUCCUCUAAAAUAGGGCCUCUGUGCCUAGUCAAAAAGAAUCCAGAAUUUAAUUUUUAACUUCAAGAUUGUAUUCCUGAAAUACUUCCCUUUGACAGAGUUUCUACUCAAAUCAUGUUUAGUUUAUAUUUUACAGUUGAAAUAUGAAUUGUUUUUUAUUUCUCAAGUAUUUGGCUGUAGUUUAAUAUAUAUAUAUAUAGAACAUUCUACAUUUGUAAAUGCUACAUUUCAAGAAAAAAUGUCAUAACCUCUGACAGUUUUAUUGCAUAUAUUCCCUUGAUAUGUAAUAUAUACAUAUGGAAACCAGUAUAUGUUAUAAUUGUAAUAUGUACAGAUGUAAAUCUAUGAUUAUAUUAUAGUUUAUUGUCUUCAGUUACAUCCAUUUUGGUGUUACUUUUUAAGUUGAUUUCUUGAUUUUUAUCAAAUGUUUCAUAUGUGUGAUGGAAUACAAAUAGGAUGAAAUGUGUAUAAGAAGUUGUAUUACAUUUUAAACAAGAGGCAGUUCUGUGUCUGUGUGUAUGGAUGGAUGUAUGUGUGUGUGCCUGCGCGCACUAAGUACAAUUUCAAAUCCAUACCUAAAUGUUUCAUAACAACCAACAUCACAUUGAAGUGACUGCAAUCAUAAUAUAUGCAUGCAUACUCAUAUACAAACAUACAUACAUACACAUUAUUCAUUUUUUUUUUUUGUUUCAUUUCAACAUGAAAUUAAAUUAAUAAUUUCAUGUUGAACUAAAAACUAAAUAUUAAUAAACUAUAAUAUAUUUGGAGUUCCUUGGGUUUAUUUAUAUAUAUAUAUAUUUGUUUUGUUUUUUUUGUUUUUUUUUCUGCUUGAUUUUUUUUCAAGCUUAGUUUUCAUUUUAUAUGAACUGACUUGUGAGAGUUUCUAGAUUUACUUCAAGGUAUAACUCAUGGUUAGAGUUUACGUCUUUUCCAAAUGAAACUACUGUUUGGAAAUGAUAGGCAGUUGUUUCCUAAAUUAACAAAGCAAUCAGACAUGUGCCUCAAUAAAAAUAAAAUAAAAAAGAAAGCAAAUGAAAAAUUCUUCUGCAGAUGUGCUUUGAAGUACUAGUUAAAGAGCAAGCCAUUGUUUUCCCUUUCACAAAACAACUCUGCAAAUGGUUAAAAUAAUAGAAUUUUGUUCUGAAAUGUAUAUUUUAUUUAUUUAUUAUCAUCAUUAUUAUUUUCAUGUGAAUUUUGAGUGAAAUAAAAUUUAUUUAUAAGCUGACUGGA
This is a messenger RNA of Octopus sinensis (East Asian common octopus), 7178 nucleotides long. Its product is annotated as heterochromatin protein 1-binding protein 3. Bases 230 to 1936 code for a protein of 568 amino acids. Gene Ontology annotation, molecular function: DNA binding. The record is from RefSeq and is a predicted model, not a curated record. Gene Ontology annotation, biological process: regulation of DNA-templated transcription; nucleosome assembly. The transcript has 11 exons. Gene Ontology annotation, cellular component: nucleosome. NCBI's taxonomy places the organism in Eukaryota, Metazoa, Mollusca, Cephalopoda, Octopoda, Octopodidae.